Gossypium raimondii (Peruvian cotton) is the source of this 3513-nucleotide messenger RNA. RefSeq names its product autophagy-related protein 18h. The transcript has 9 exons. Gene Ontology annotation, molecular function: protein binding. Bases 211 to 3147 code for a protein of 978 amino acids. Gene Ontology annotation, biological process: response to starvation; autophagy. NCBI's taxonomy places the organism in Eukaryota, Viridiplantae, Streptophyta, Magnoliopsida, Malvales, Malvaceae. The record is from RefSeq and is a predicted model, not a curated record. Gene Ontology annotation, cellular component: cytoplasm.
AAGAACCGUGUCCUCUCUGCCUUCCUAUUCUUCCUCUCUUUGUUAAAAAGGUCAAACCCAACCACCGCGAAAAAAAAUUCAUUUCCGGUGAUCCUCUAAGAUUGAAGUGCUGCCGUUUUGUUAUUUCCCUCUUAUGCUAUUGCGGAUCACUUUUUUCUAUCCCGGUAACGCCCCGGUGGCCGGAACAAGAAAUUGGAUUGGUUCUUUACUAUGAAGAGCAACAGCAACAUCGGAAACAACAACAAAGGCUCCAAUACUAGUAACAAUAAUGGUUUUUUGCCGAAUUCUUUGAAAUUCAUUUCUUCCUGCCUCAAAACAGCCUCUUCAGGUGUACGGUCAGCUAGUGCCUCCGUCGCCGCUUCUAUUACUGGUGACUCUCAGGAACACCCAAAAGACCAGGUGCUCUGGGCGUCGUUUGACAGACUAGAGCUUAGUUCCUUAUCUUUUAAGAGGGUCCUCUUACUUGGAUACUCCAAUGGCUUUCAAGUUCUUGAUGUCGAAGACGCCUCUAAUGUCAAUGAACUUGUUUCAAGGCGUGAUGAUCCCGUUACAUUUUUACAAAUGCAGCCACUCCCUGAAAUGUCUGAGGGUCAUGAAGGAUUUAGAGCAUCACAUCCUUUACUUCUUGUCGUUGCCUGCGAUGAGUCAAAGGUCUCAGGUUUGAUGCCUAUUGGAAGAGAUGGAUUGGCUAGACAUGGUUUUGAUGAGCCUCAAAAUGGAAAUAUUCUUCUCUCUCCUACUGCUGUUCGAUUCUAUUCGCUAAGGUCUCAUAAUUAUGUUCAUGUAUUGAGAUUCCGGUCAACUGUAUGUAUGGUUAGAAGCAGUCCUCGAAUAGUAGCUGUGGGGCUUGCAACACAAAUAUACUGCUUCGAUGCUCUCACUCUUGAAAAUAAAUUUAGUGUCCUCACCUAUCCUGUCCCUCAAGCAGGAGGCCAAGGAACGCUUGGGAUUAAUAUUGGAUAUGGUCCCAUGGCAGUGGGUCCCAGGUGGUUAGCUUAUGCUUCAAACAAUCCAUUGCAGUCAAAUACAGGUCGACUGAGUCCACAGAACCUGACUCCAUCUCCUGGUGUUAGUCCAUCAACUUCUCCUAGUAGUGGGAGUCUUGUGGCUCGAUAUGCUAUGGAAUCUAGUAAGCAGUUAGCUGCUGGGUUAAUCAAUCUGGGUGACAUGGGCUACAAAACUUUGUCAAAAUACUAUCAAGAUCUUAUUCCUGAUGGUUCUGGUUCUCCCAUGUCUUCAAAUUCAGGCCGGAAAGUUGGUCGGGGUGCAUUGCAUUCUGCAGAGACUGAUAUUGCUGGGACGGUUGUUGUCAAAGAUUUUGUUUCCAGAGCUGUUAUAUCACAGUUCAGGGCUCAUACCAGUCCAAUUUCUGCUCUAUGUUUUGAUCCAAGUGGGACUCUUCUAGUUACGGCCUCAAUACAUGGGAACAAUAUAAAUAUUUUUCGGAUCAUGCCAUCCUCAACAAAGAAUGGAUCUGGCUCUCAAAGCUAUGAUUGGAGUUCUUCACAUGUGCACCUUUACAAGCUCCACCGUGGCAUGACAUCAGCUGUGAUCCAAGAUAUUUGCUUUAGUGCUUUCAGUCAGUGGAUUGCCAUUGUUUCAUCUCGGGGUACUUGCCAUAUUUUUGUUCUUUCCCCGUUUGGUGGUGAGAAUGUACUCCAAAUUCGGAAUUCUCAUGUAGAUGGGUCUAUCUUAUCACCAGUUGUAUCUUUCCCUUGGUGGUCCACUCCAUCAUUCCCAAUAAACUAUCAAACAUUCUCUUUGCCAGCACCACCAACUGUUACCCUCUCUGUUGUUAGCAGAAUAAAAAAUGUUAACUCUGGAUGGCUUAAUACGGUUGCCAAUGCUGCAUCAUCUGCGGCUGGAAGGACCUCCUUCCCUUCCGGUGCUUUCUCUGCUGUUUUUCAUAACUCUUUACAUAAUGAUUUGCAACGAGCUCAAGUAAAAGUUAAUGUUUUGGAGCAGCUAUUAGUUUACACUCCUUCUGGACAUGUUGUCCAACAUAAGCUACUGCCUUCAUUUGGGGGAGAAGCAGGUGAAAGUGCUUCAAGAAUUGGACCAGGUUCAUCUUUCCAGCUACAAGAAGAGGAGUUGCGGGUGAAAGUAGAAGCUAUGCAAGCAUGGGAUGUAUGCAGAAGAACAGAUUGGCCAGAAAGAGAGGAAUGCCUUUCUGGAAUGACUCAUGGAAGAAAAGAAGCAUUAGAGAUGACUAUGGAUGGUUCUGAUUCUGAAGAUAAUUAUGCUGGGCAAACGGCCAUGUCAAAGGCCCAAGAUAGGUCUCACUUGUAUCUUUCCAGUGCAGAAGUACAGAUAAGCAGUGGAAGGAUUUCAAUCUGGCAGAAUUCUAAGGUAUCAUUUUAUACAAUGAAUCCUGUUGGGUUUGAUGAUCAUAAGUUCACUGUUGAUCAGUCUGGUGGAGAAACUGAAAUAGAACAGAUGCCUGCUCAAGAGGUUGAAAUUAGACAGAGGGAUCUAUUGCCUAUUUUUGAGCCUUUUCACAGGAUUCAACCUGGUUGGAAUGACAGGGGCUUAGCUGCAGAAAGUUAUCCAGUGUCUUCUUCUCUUGAUGCUAAAGCAAGAUUCUCUGAAGUCACUGUUAUCUCUCACUCUAAGUUGAUGUCACCUAGCUCGAUCGAAAACUCAGACAGUGGGUCGUUAAGAAAUUCUUAUCCACCCAGUCUUCAAUCUGGGAAUGAUAGUAGUGGAGUAAAGGGACAGAGUUGUAUUUUGGCAUCACAUUUGCUUAAUCAGAGCACUCUUAACAAAGAUGCUGGUCCUGUGUCUUGUAAUCAAUCUAAUAGUCUAUCAUCAUUAACAAGUGGCUCCAUAUCUGGUGGAAGAACCAUUGCAAAGGAGGUUCAAUUUCCAAACAGUGGUGGAAGCAGUGAUGUUUCAAACACAAGUUCUAACCGAUCAAAUUUGAGUAUGAACAUGUUAGAUGAGGAGCCUGUAAAUGAAUCACCCGAAUUUGAGCAUUUUUUUCAAGAAGAGUACUAUAAAGUGUCACCCUUAAGUCCAUGUACUGAGCCAACAGAGGUUGUUACUGAUGUUGACAGCAACAGCAGUCCUUGUGAGAGAGAAAAAUCUGAGGAAGGUGACAACAAUGAUAUGCUUGGUGGUGUUUUUGCCUUCUCUGAGGAAGGUUGAGUUGUUUCUUGUGUUCCUUUCAAGGUGCGCGCAUUAUGUUUAUAUUGUCAACUUCAGGUUCAUUUGUUGAAACGCCAGCCUUGUAGGGCGGAGGCUGACAAAACAAAACUAAUUGAAAGUGUGGUUUGGUGAUUUUAAGAAGCUACUGACUGAUUGGUUCUAAGUAAUUUAAAGAUUGGCUCAUUGUGCUGCUAGGGCACAUCUCUGGAUUCCACUCUUCUAAUGUACAGGUUGUAAAUUGAUAUUCUGCUGAAUGCAAAAGAUUUGUGAAGACAUGUUCUUUCUGUGCUGUGUAAACAUUAUUCAUUCUUCAAAAAAAAAAAACAAAGGAAAAAGCAAUAAAAAGAAAAGGAAAAUUACUUUGCA